GCACUUCCCCGUGGCAGGCCAGUCUUCUCUGCCAUGUCGCUGUGGUCUGUACUCAGCAGCCCAGUGUGGGGUGCUGGCUCUGUCCUCCUCAUUCUGGUCCUCCUGCUUAGACUAAGUGUGCGGAUGUGGCAUAAGUUUUAUCUCUGGGACCUUCAGCACUGCUCCACGGAUUUGACUGGGAAGACAGCAGUGGUGACUGGAGCCAACAGUGGCAUUGGGAAGGCUGUGUCCCAGGAGCUGGCCCGCCGCGGUGCCCGUGUGAUCCUGGCCUGCCGUAGCCGAGAGCGUGGACAGCAAGCCCUGGCCGAGAUACAAGCAGCAUCUAAGAGCAGCCGUCUCCUACUUGGUGAGGUGGACCUGAGCUCUAUGGCCUCCAUCCGGAGCUUUGCUCAGCGGCUGCUGCAGGAGUGUCCUGAGAUUCACCUGUUGGUUAACAAUGCUGCAGUCUGUGGGUUCCCUACAACACUUACCCCAGAGGGCCUUGAUCUCACCUUUGCUACCAACUACACUGGGCCCUUUCUGCUCACAAAUCUGCUCCAAGGGGCCCUUCAGCGGGCAGGGUCAGCCCGGGUGGUGAAUGUAUCCUCCUUCCGGCAAUCACAUGGGUACAUUGAUGAGGAUCACCUGGUAGGGGCCGGUCGACCUUUGGCCUUCAACCAGAACUAUGAUUGCAGCAAACUGCUUUUGGCCUCGUUCACUGGGAAGCUCGCCCAGAGACUUCGAGGGACAGGUGUGACUGUGAACUCCGUGGACCCAGGUGUUGCGUACACAAAAAUCAUGAAGCACUUCUCCUGGUCAUAUCGCAUCCUCUUCUGGCUCCUCAGCUUCUUCUUUAAGGAUAGCAAGCAAGGCGCAGUCCCAGUCCUCUACCUGAGCUUAGCAAAGGAGCUGGACGGCAUUUCUGGCAAACAUUUUAGCAGUUCCUGUGUGAUAACUCUUCCCCCGGAAGCUGCUCAGGAUCCUCACGUGGCCCAAAGCCUCUGGAAUACCUCAGUCCGGCUAACAAACCUAGACAAGGUGGACUGAUCUUCUGUGACCCCUGCCCUAACUAGCCACCCUCCCUCUGACUCCCUUAUGCCUUCUGUCUGCCAGCUCCAAGGAUCAAUCUCUUUUGUCUAGUAGAGUGACCGCUCCCUCUCCCUGUUGGUUCAGGGAUGUGAGACCUCAGAUCAGCCAGGGGACAGUUUCAGCUUCUAUUUUAUUGCUAGUUGUCUGAUAGAAGUAUUCAUGUCUUAGGCACUGGGACCUCCAAACCUACUGAGUCCCACAUUGUAGGGACAGGGAGUAAGACUCCUUUCAGUGGGUAUUAGACGUGCCAGUAAGAGGGGGCACUUCUACCUAUAGCCCUUGGUUCCUGGCCUUGGGAGAGGCAGCGCCACACUGCGUCCUCUGGAUCAAGGUGUGUGCCGCGUCCUACCGGGCCGCACUCCAACUCCACAGUACCGUGACUGAGCCUACAGGUAACCCUUCCACCUUGCUAUCAAGCCAGCUGCUCCUGAGUGCUGAGUCCAGCAAUAAAGAUAGUGAAUUCUGAGGGUGAGAGACCAUUGUUUCUUUCAAAAUCUAAAUGAAUUUUGAAAUAAACUUUUUCAAAUUUCACAUACACAAAGCCUGUAUGUGUAUGUAUCUACUUGGGAGGAUUGAAGUUUUUAUGACAAUGAGUUGUUCUAAACAUGAACAGUGUGUACUUUUAUCUAUCUAAAUCUUUUUAAUAUCUUUGUAAAAUUUUGAAUAAAGAUCUUACACAAGUCUUACUAUAUUUAAUUUCAGAUACCUUACUUUUUAUGCUAUUGCAAAUGGUAUUUUGAAAUUUGUAUAUUAAUUGUAUAUCAUUGAGCAACUUUAUUGUUAUCUAAUUGUGAUAAGUCAUCUGUACAUUCUUUUGGUUUUUGCAUAUGGAAAAUCACACCAUCUGGGAAUAAUAACAUUUAUUUCUCCUCUUUCAAUUAAUAUAAAUUUUAUUUCUUUUCCUAGACUUUAACUGAUUUUCUACUAUUAAACCAAACUUGAAU
Molecule: messenger RNA, 2012 nt
Organism: Cervus elaphus (red deer)
Lineage: Eukaryota; Metazoa; Chordata; Mammalia; Artiodactyla; Cervidae
Product: retinol dehydrogenase 12-like
Exons: 6
Coding region: 34-1026 (330 amino acids)
Source: RefSeq, a predicted model, not a curated record